Molecule: messenger RNA, 1077 nt
Organism: Aureobasidium musti
Lineage: Eukaryota; Fungi; Ascomycota; Dothideomycetes; Dothideales; Saccotheciaceae
Source: the annotation of a GenBank genome assembly
AUGGCCAGCUUCCAGAGACUCAUCAUCUCCCUGUUGGUGAUCCUCACCUUCACCUUUGUCUUCUUCGCCCAGUCUUCCGAGGCUGUCAAGGGACCUAAGAUCACCCACAAGGUACACAUUUCCAGCUUCCUAGCUACUCCGCUAUCAAUUGCUCACGUACUUGCANNGGUCUACUUCGAUGUGACCUCCGGUGAUGAAGAGCUCGGACGUAUUGUCCUCGGUCUCUACGGCAAGACUGUCCCCAAGGUAGCUAAUCCAUCGCUGUCAUACCUGUACCUUGGAUGCUUACGUGUCAUCAGNACUGCCGAGAACUUCAGAGCUCUUGCUACUGGCGAGAAGGGCUUUGGCUACGAGGGCUCCACUUUCCACCGUGUCAUCAAGGACUUCAUGAUCCAGGGUGGUGACUUCACCAAGGGUGACGGCACUGGCGGCAAGUCCAUCUACGGCAACAAGUUCCCCGAUGAGAACUUCAAGCUGAAGCACAGCAAGAAGGGUCUCCUCAGUAAGUCUCCCCUGCCGGGCAUUGUUUACACAUUCCUUUCUGACUUUCUCUACCAGGCNAUGGCCAACGCCGGCAAGGACACCAACGGCUCGCAGUUCUUCAUCACCACCGCCAUCACCUCCUGGCUCGAUGGUCGUCACGUUGUCUUCGGUGAGGUCCUCGAGGGUUACGACAUCGUCGACAAGAUCCAGAACCUUCCCAAGGGCGCUGGCGACAAGCCCCAGAAGCCCAUCAAGAUUGCCAAGAGUGGCGAGCUCGAGGUCCCCGAAGAAGAUAAGCUCAUUGGGUCUGCCGAGCCCGUCAAGGAUCUCAAGGAAGAAGAAGAUGAGCCAGUCGCUGCUCCUGUCCCCGUACCUGCUGCAAACGCUCCUGUCAACGAAAAGGGCGACGAGCCUCUGUCGCACCACAAAGAGGAAGAGUUGGCUGCUGGUUAUGGCGACGCUGUCAACGAUGCUGGUAUCAGCUGGGUCGCCAAGAUUGGUGCUCUGGCCGUCAUCCUCGGUCUCUGUGCCCUCUUCUUGAAGAGCCGUUCGUCUUCUAAGACUCCCUACGUAUACGACAAGUCUUUGGCUUGA